Molecule: messenger RNA, 1533 nt
Organism: Sungouiella intermedia
Lineage: Eukaryota; Fungi; Ascomycota; Pichiomycetes; Serinales; Metschnikowiaceae
Source: the annotation of a GenBank genome assembly
AUGAGCUCUUUGCAUUCUUUUUCCGGUUACCCUCGUCAAUCAUUAUGGGGUUCCACCUGGAACAUCGCUAGAAAGUAUGCUUCCUUCAUUGGACCCGGUAUCAUGGUUUCGGUUGCUUACAUGGACCCUGGUAACUAUGCCACUGGUGUCUCCGCUGGUGCCUCCAAUCGAUUUUCCUUAUUGUUCAUCACUUUCAUGUCAAGUGUCAUGGCUGUUUUCUUACAGUCUUUGUGUAUUAAGCUUGGUACUGUUACUGGUUAUGACUUGGCAAGGUGCAGUCGGGAACAUCUUCCUAAGAAGUUGAAUUAUGUGUUGUGGUUCCUAGCAGAAUGUGCCAUUAUCGCUACCGACAUAGCCGAAGUCAUUGGUUCGGCCAUUGCAUUAAAUAUUUUGUUGCAUAUUCCCUUGCCAGCCGGUGUGGUCAUCACAAUUGUGGAUGUUCUUGUGGUGUUGGCAGCCUACAAAGCCGAUUCUCCGCUGGCACAUUUCGUGCGGUACUUCGAGUACGCAGUAGGUGUGCUUGUGUUUGGUAUUGUUGUUUGCUUUAUUGUAGUUUUGGCUUACUUGCCUAAAGGCUCGGCUCCUUUCGGUCAGGUCAUGCGAGGUUUCGUUCCCAGUAAAGAGAUGUUCGAAGACCGAGGCUUGACCAUCGCCACAUCCGUGAUUGGAGCCACGGUGAUGAUCCACUCUCUUUUCUUGGGGUCGGGUUUGGUCCAGCCUCGCUUGCGUGAGUUCGAUGUGAAGCAUGGCUAUGCUAUGGUCCCAUCCGCUCCUUCUGAACCCUCUACUACCGAAGUCCGUUCGGAAACUGUAACUGAGAAGGAUGGAACUGAGGUGCUGGAUUACUUUUACAACAUCUACACCCCUUCAUACCAUGCCAUCAAGUACUGCUUGCGGUACUCCAUUAUUGAAUUGGUGGUUACUCUCAUGACGUUUGCACUUUUUGUCAACUCUGCGAUUUUGAUCUUAGCUGGUGCCACACUCUACGGAACCCCAGAUGCUGUUGAUGCCGACCUUUACAGUAUCCAUGACUUGCUCCUGAAGACUUUGGCUCCAGUAGUUGGAACACUCUUUAUGGUCGCCUUGUUGUUCAGUGGUCAGAGCGCUGGUAUUGUAUGCACUAUAGCUGGGCAGAUUGUCAGUGAAGGUCACUUGAAAUGGACGGUCAAGCCAUGGAUUAGGAGACUUUGCACAAGAAGUAUUUCCAUCCUCCCAUGUUUGGUGAUCUCGCUCUGUAUCGGCAAAAGUGCAUUGAACUCCGCGUUGAACAUCUCGCAGGUUGUCAUUUCCAUUCUUCUCCCUCCCCUCACAGCCCCACUCAUCUAUUUCACCUGUAGCAAAAAAAUUAUGCGAGUGGAAAAGCCUGCGGAAGAAUGUGACCAACAAGGCGAAGGAUCUGCAAACGAGCCUCAAUACUGGCAAAUGGAGAAUUCCUGGUUGACUACGAUCAUUGUUGUUGCAAUUUGGCUCUUCAUUUCUGUGUUGAACGUCUAUGCCAUCGUGCAAAUGGGCAUGGACGGAGUUUCAGGAUAA